AACAACAAUGGUCGUUUUCUAACGUUUCAUACAAGUUUUCUACAUGUUUUUUGAUAUCUUUUAUGAAAAAUUUGCUAUAAUGUAUUGUGGCAGUGCCACUUUAUAGAUUUACAACUCGUUUCUUUCAAAAAUAUCGUUUUUUGUCACAAAUCACGGACUGAUGCCGGAGACGUUAGUGCCACUUGGCGGGAGGACGAUAGUUACUUCGUGAUAUUUGCUGUUUCUGUGUUCAAUUGACUAUUUUUUAUUGUAAAAUAAGUGUGAUAGGCCAUGGCUGCGACGACACCACGUCGUUCAUCGCGGACACCCCAUCAGCAUACUCCCAAAAUGUCGGAGAGAAAGAAGGGGUUAUUUCAAGGUGUUGUUGAAGCUUCCAGGGAAUCUUUAACGAAGCACAGGCAACUGACGGUGGUGGACAGCGAGAGUGAGAGUGAUGACUGCGACCUAGGCAUCAUGGGGACAUUAGAUUCUAGUUCCUGUGAUGAGACUGAUCCAAGUGUCCCCAAGACUCCAGAGAGGACAGUUUGGCAUACAACAAGAAGCCAAUCCAGAAAGCUGUUAAUAGAAACUCAGGCUCUGAAGAACUUUAUAAAAUCUCCAUUUACUUUAAAGAAAUAUCAGACUAGGUAUUCUUGUCCCGAGAAAUGCACAGGUUCACUAUCUACUCCUGCUACACCACACUUACAGAACCAUCCCGGGACUCCAUCGUCUACUCAUUCCUGUGCUAGUGUCCAUACUACAUCAUCUACCUCAAGCAAGGCAAGGAAAAGUCUUGCUAGUCUCAUAGCUGAUACGGAAAGUUGUAGUAGCUCAUUGAAAGAUCUUAAUUUUGAUACUGAUUCUGGAACAGACUCAAAAGAAAACACCCCGACAAAAUCUAUUCGUCGUUCCUGUAGGAGACAGAAAUUGACCCCGAAAUUUCAAAGCUUUAAAGGUGUUCUAGUAGAUCAGAAGAAAAAUAUGUCACCUUUACAUAACCCAGUAGUUUGCUUGACCAAAAUGGACAUGAAUAACAUGUCGCCUACGCAAAUGUUAAAAACACCACACAAUACUUCAGAAAAUAAUGCUUUGCCACCAAAACUUGGUCCUAAUCGUCGUUCAGUAAUACAGAUUGACGAAAGUCCAGAGUCUUUGUCAGGAAGUGAGAAGAGUCACAAAAGGCUUCACUAUGAUAGUAUGUCGGAAACUGGCCCAAAUUCCAAAUGCCCCAGACUAGAUUCAAAUGCUGUUCCCAAAGCACGGUUAUCACUUUUCAACAGUGACCGCUUAAAACAGAUACUUUCCGCUAAGUCAUUUUAUGGAAAAAGUAAUCCAGAUUUGAACACAAACGUGACUACGAAGAUAUCCCAUGCUAUUGAGCAAACCCAAUCUCAUCGAAGAAGGUUGUUCCCGUCAUCAUCGUCACAUAGGCGUAAACGUAGACCAGGGCAGAUAAAUUUGGGCGUCCGUCAUAGGAUUCGCAAGCCUAAAAUACAUAAGAAUAGAGUUGUUAUUCAAGGAUCAUCCAAUGUGAAUGCGACACUGAAUAGUACGGCUUCCAGUGGCGUAAAGGACGCGUCCAUACUGAGCCAGGAGUCGUCAGGUCAUGAUGCUUCUCAAGAACUUUUGAAUGAAAAAGCAGACCCAUUUGACAAAGAAAAGCAAACAAUAGAAGCUCUCCUUUGCCAGUGGACCGAAGAAGAAGUCCCAGAGUCAGAACUCAGUUACAAAUGUCAACGUGAACUUCCUUGUUUCAACUCCUCAAUCAUGGAAGAGACUAGCCAGAUCUUCCAACCAAUCACAGCUGUGCCAGUACCUAUACAGAACAUUCCAAAUAAUACUGACGCUGUUAUUAUGGAGUUAGGAGUCCAGAAGUCAAUUUUUACAGGAGAUGGAAAGGAAUUGUCAGGAAAUGUCUCUACUCUAUCUGAAAAUAUCACAGGUGUGGUACUAAAUAGUGCAGACGUGGCCAGAAAUAGCCCUGUUGUGGCUACAGAUAAUGUAGGUGUGACUGUAAACAGCCCAGGUGUGAUGCAUGAUGUAGUAAUGAGUGAGGAGAGAUACACAGAUAGACAUGGGGUUGUGCCUAAGAGUGGACAGUUUUUGCCUGUUGAAGGAGGAUAUAUUUUGGUUGCUGAUAAUGCUGAACAUGUGCAAGAAGAACUACCAGACCUGGACGAAAUCGAGCGCGAGCUAAAAAUGUUAGACGAGCAGAUCCUUCGCAUGGCUCACAGCAACAACAUUGAUCCCGAAGUUGUCCUGGCAUCCACAGAGAACACUGUAUCUGCAUCUGCUGCUGACGUACAGUCAAAGUCCCAAGCAGCAGAGCAAAGCGAACAGACGGGACAAUCACAGAAGGUGUUCCCUAUAUUCAGCAAACCGAAUCCUGGCAUGCUAACCACACCCACCAGCAAAGCACCCGCAGAUAAAAACAAGAAGCUCAUAAAGAGCGGUUACGACCAAUACGUAAUAGAUGCCGGACAGAAGAGGUUCGGCGCUACACAGUGCAAGGAGUGCGGUGUUAUCUACCAGAUAGGCGAUGCACAGGACGAACACGACCAUCUUGUUCACCACAACGCUUCUGACGUACUCAAGUUCAAUGGUCUAAAAGAAGAGUGCAUAGUGGGCCGUUCGCACACUUACCGCUGCAUCAGGAUUCGUGGCGGCGAGGCCGGGUGGAAGAAGGUCGAGACUUUGCUGGAGAGAGUCGUGCACCCGCAGCUGGGAUACGAAGGGCGGUUGCCAACUGACAAGCUGCAGUUGUACACUGCGUAUUUAUACGUGGACAAGCGGCAAAUUGUAGGCUGCGUGAUUGUUGAACUAAAGACGAAGGCAUUCAAGCUCAUGCCUGGUGAUCCUGACUGUUGCAGCGUCGAGAGCUACCCUGUCAAGUGUGGCGUGUCCCGAAUCUGGACGCACAUAAACUACCGUCGCCGUGGGUUGGCUUCGCGCAUGUUGGACUGCGUACGCGCAUCUUUCCUCUACGGCUCUGCGCUAUUGCCGCAAGAUAUCGCCUUCAGUGCACCCACCGCUGCAGGGAAAGCUUUGGCUGCUAAAUACUGUGGUACUAGUAAUUUUUUAGUUUAUUUAGAUUAAAUUUCUUACGGUAUAAGGGUCAUGCUACAUUUAUCGCUUCUACUGCCGCCACAACUUUACAUACCUAGUUAAAAAUGUCACAAUGCAGGUCGGCCAUCUUUGAUUUGAAACUACAGUCCUUUAAGUAGCCAAAUCCGGUACCAAAAGUACUUUGGGUCAUGUCAAAAAGACUGAAAACGCUGGUACAGUCAAAAUAAAAGUAUAUCUAAAAUUAGAAAAUAACCCUGACUGAAUGAAUGACUUUUUUGUGGUUUUUGUGGCUUUUGUGGCGACGACGGUACAAAAGCGAAAACGGGAUUGCAUUAUCUGAGAUAAAAAUAGAACAUCUCUUCUAAAUGAUGUAAGUUUACUGUACUAUUAAAUAUAAUUGGUAGCUAGAAAGUUGACAUAAUA
Molecule: messenger RNA, 3468 nt
Organism: Hyposmocoma kahamanoa
Lineage: Eukaryota; Metazoa; Arthropoda; Insecta; Lepidoptera; Cosmopterigidae
Gene: eco
Product: N-acetyltransferase eco
Exons: 9
Coding region: 271-3075 (934 amino acids)
Biological process (GO): mitotic sister chromatid cohesion
Cellular component (GO): chromatin; nucleus
Molecular function (GO): protein-lysine-acetyltransferase activity
Source: RefSeq, a predicted model, not a curated record